AUGGUGCGUCGAUCUGUCUUGGUUUACGAUCUGCUUCGUACCGAACAGCCACCCGAUGGCUUUUCUAAGAAGGAGAUACUGACGCACAUCAGCAACAAAUAUGACAUAGCGAUCGGUAAGGUUCUUCGGAGAGACAUCACCGUCGCUUUACGUCGUGGUCUGGACUUUGGUAUACUCGCUAAGAAGAGAAACAAAUUCAGGUUUAAUCCUGACUUUUAUCAAACUACAAAUUCAAGACGUAAUAUACUAUCAAUAACUAAAAGACAGCGACAACAAAGACAAUCUCCGAAUCGUGGAAGAAGUAGAGAUCGUAAACAAUCGAAUCCGAUACCACAACCUAAAUUGCCCAGACCGCCUUCAUGGUCGCCAAAAAGACGAUUCCUCAAUGAGGAACCUAUACCGAAGGUCAAACAUUUCUAA
This is a messenger RNA of Atta colombica, 420 nucleotides long. RefSeq lists its product as uncharacterized. The coding region runs from base 1 to 420 and encodes 139 amino acids. The record is from RefSeq and is a predicted model, not a curated record. NCBI's taxonomy places the organism in Eukaryota, Metazoa, Arthropoda, Insecta, Hymenoptera, Formicidae. The transcript is spliced from 3 exons.